CGGAAAGGUAGCUAUAAAUGAAGACGAAAAACACUUACGCCUGAUCAAUUGCUUUUCCUUGCGUAGCAACACAACAUGGAGAUACCAGCCACACAGACGGCCGUUCAGGUCACGGCCUUCGGGUUUGACAAUUUUAAGGUUGCGCAAACCCCGGUGCCCUCACCUGGCAAUGGCGAGGUGCUGGUCCGCAUCAGUGUCCGGCCCCUCAACCCAUCCGACGUCUUCUGCGUGCUAGGGGUCUACCCCGGUUACAAGCCCAAGGGCUUCCCCGCGGUCCUUGGUCUCGAGGGCACGGGCCAGGUCGCCAAGCUGGGCCCCGGCUGCAGCGGGCGGCUGGCUGAGGGUCAGCGUGUAGUGGCGGUCAACUGGCGCCAGGCGGCGGAGGGCAACGGCACCUGGCAGCAGUUCCUGGUUGCACGGGAGGAGGACCUGGUUCCUGUCCCUGACGACCUAUCCGAUGAGGCCGCCUGCCAGGCGCUCAUCAACCCCGUGCCAGUCAUCGGCAUGUUCCAGGACCUGGCUGCGCCCCAGGGCGAGUAUGUGAUCAUCACCGCUGCCGGCUCCGCGCUGGGUCGCAUGGCGCUGCGCUACGCGCGCCACAUCGGCGUCAAGACCAUUGCCACCUGCCGACGGGCGGAGCAGGUUUCGGAGCUGAAGGAAGCAGGUGCCGACGAGGUCUUCGUCCUCACCUCGGAUGCUGACUCGGAGGCCAUGGCCGCCCGGGUUUCGGAGCUCACAGGCGGCAAGGGCGCCUGGGGGGCGAUGGACAGCGUUGCCGGCCGCAGCCCGCUGCUGGUGGCGCCCAGUGUGCGGCAGGGGGGCUCCAUCAUCGUGUACGGCGCCAUGAGUGAGCCGGGCGUGGAGUGGCACGUGGGGCAGGCGCUGUUCCGCAUGGUGGCGUUGAAGGGUUUCUGGCUGGUACCCUGGCUUGAUGCCCAGCCCAUUGAGGCCCAACGGGAGAUGAUCUCCAAGGUUUUGCAGCUCAUGAAGGAGGGGGUGCUGCCGCCUGCAAAGGUGGACGUACGGCCUCUGGAGGAGGUGGCUGCGGCGCUCCGAGACCAGGGCCAGGUGGGCCGUACGGACAAGAUCGUACUGCGGGGCUAGAUGAGGAUGUACGGCAUUGCGAUGAUACAGAUCUUGGAAGAGGGCAUGGCAAUGGAAGAAGCAGAGAGAGAAGUUAUGAGCGACAAUGUGAGGCGGGGCUGGAUGAGGCGUGGAAGCAGGAGAGGCCAGUUCACGUAACAUGGAGGGAAAGACAGAUGAAAAGGAGAUUGCGGGCUUUUGGCUAUAUGUGAUGCUGUGGCAUUCAAGAAGCAUGUAGUCGAGUGUUUCUGUUGUGUUUGCCCAUGAAAUCAUCUGUGCAGUUUGAGUGGUCGGACGAAUAGUGUCGG
Molecule: messenger RNA, 1391 nt
Organism: Astrephomene gubernaculifera
Lineage: Eukaryota; Viridiplantae; Chlorophyta; Chlorophyceae; Chlamydomonadales; Astrephomenaceae
Source: the annotation of a GenBank genome assembly